Messenger RNA from Mycena citricolor, 2494 nucleotides. Lineage: Eukaryota; Fungi; Basidiomycota; Agaricomycetes; Agaricales; Mycenaceae. The record is from the annotation of a GenBank genome assembly.
AUGAUAUCACCCGAAAACAGGGAGCCACGGCCUUGCCUCACCUCGUCGUCGCCCACAAUCCCGCCACCCCCCCCUCCUCCCUCCCUCCCCACUUCUCUCGACGCCCUUCUUCUGGGUCCGAAAGCGAAGAUGUUCAUCCUCCCCGCUCAAGCUCUCCCCUUCGUGGAUAUCUCCCUGCCUACCUCGGCGAGCACCACAUGGCGUGUGGGCGGAUUGAGCUUCAGCCUGAGCUACACUCGGCUCCUGCUCAUCCUCCUCACCAACAUCGUAUUCGUCUCACUCGUUCGCUCCGCCAUACUAUCGCGGAAACGGACACCCAUCGCCGUGACUGUUAUCGAGAAGGCGGAGCAGGCCGUAGUUUUGCCGGAGGCGAAGCGAGCUGGGCUCUUUUCCUUCAAGUCGAUGGCCAUGCCCACUCUCGCUGAGGCACUCCCGAUAACGCUCAACCCGCCUCCUCCACCCGUUAUGCGGGGUGGCCAUGUCUACCGCGGUGGCCGUGGUGUUGGAUUUGCCUCGCGGAGAUCUGGCUCAGAAGCCUCGCGGUCGCGAGCUGAUGCUUCCAUGACCGCUGUUUACGACUCUGAGACGCCUGUUUCGAUGGCGCAGAUGAUCAUGAGUCGGCAUGUUAGUCCUCCCAUCCACUAUUCCUUCGUUCGCCGCUUAUCGUCAUGGGCAGACGUAUCGCCGCCCUGCCAGCCCUAGCCCGCGACGACUGGCUCCUUCGUCCCUGAAUGUAUCACGCCAGGCAUCUGUCCCAGACUGGUGCCGUCGCCCUCUGCAUCCUCCGUGUAAGAGGCCCCCGCGGGUUGCACGGCCUGCAGAGCCCGAGAUGAUGAGCCACGAUGAUGCUGAUGAGAAGAAGAUGACCCCGACGGACGACGACGUUUGCUAUCUAUCGCUAUCUAUUCAGCGUGCGGUCCUUCGGCCGUGCCUGCUGAGCUGUUUGUUAUAUCCAUUCUACCUGCCCGACGCACACACUUGCUACCUUUGCGCUCAGCUUUAUACCACCAACCUAACUAACCUCUUACGCUACAACCCGGACUAUAUCUUUUCGUACAGACUCUUAGACGACGUUGGAUCUCGUGUUUCCUGUAACAUAUUUGCUAUUACAUUCGCUUCGUUCGCCACUUGUAGCUGCCAGCUACUUGUCAUAUUUAUUGUGUGCCAUCUGGCUGUCGACCAAGAUGGCAUCCAUGGAAUCAUCAUCCAUUAUUCAGUCGGUGCGAGUUCUACCGCGGUGACGCAGGGCAAUUGGUCGCUAAGCGGAAGCCAAUUCGUAAGCCUUGAGGCUUGGACAACCGGAGAUCGAGGACGCGGCAGAGCCGAUCCGGGGACUCGGACACUAGUUUCGGCAAUCGCAAGGGCAGCGCCCAGGUGUAGUGGUAUCCUCCGACUGGAUGAGGCCGCUUGUGGAAUUCGGCAUCGAGAACAGCCGAGUGGCUGGAAAGUCGAUCUCCAGGACAGUGCACGUCACGGGUCGAAGCGGGCGGCCUGAGCGAAACAUCGCAGCGGACCCGAGUAAAUCCUGGCAUCUGUUCUCGCGGAGGGCCCAUUGGUUGCCGAGCUGGCGAGGAUGGGUGACGAUCGUGGAGGAUGCGAUGUGUCCUCGCCGGUGAAUCAACCGUGCUCCAUUCACAUUCCGCAUAUUGGACAUCGCGCUCGGCGAGGACGUGUCUAUGCUUAGACUUCUGCUUCAGUUUCUGUGCGGCUUCUUGCCGAAACGAGUAGUCUUCCCCCACGAGGGGAGGUCCUUUCUGCGCCACUUCGGCGUCGAGUCGAAAGCGGGGAUGAGCUCGGUGCAAUCUGCGGUCAUUGUUUCCUGCGGGGAGCGGGACUCGGGGAUACAAGGGAGGAUUCAAAUGAGAUGACAGAACCCAUUCUCAAGCGCCCGCUUAUAUACCCGCCGUCUCCACAAAGCUCUGGUCCAUGCGUGCAGGCCCCAUUCACCAAACAUUCGAUCCAGGCAUAGCCAGAAGAACCAGGCGGACAGGCCUGUCAGUUUCAAACAUUUUAUGGCAUCCGUCGUUCCGCCUUGUUCUUCGAGUGUGCUUGUCAAGGUUCUUGUUGUCGUUGGGGAUGUCCACGACGUGGGCGUCGUCACGGCAGCAGGUCCAUUGGAGAGGACACAGAGAGGUAUCGUUUCUGGCUAGUGGCAGAACUUCACGAGCGCAUAAAGAACACAUCUCAUGAUAUCCUGCUAAAUGCGCCGAGAGUCGCUGUCGACAAAGCUGAGUGUUGUGUGAAGCGGAUUUGACGGAUGAUGAUUAGGUACCUGUCACGUGCAACUCAGUUUACGCGCACCCGCACAAUUCGGGCCAAGAUUUGCUCCUUAAAUUUUCGCGAAAUGAGGCUCCCAAGGAAAAAAGAAUGUACCGCUCUUAUGGAUGAAAAUCAAGAGUCAAAUGAAUCGCUCUGAUCAGAUUGUGCAACACCGAAAAUGAAAGAAUUGUUCUUCACAUCUCUUCAAUCUUGUUUCUACCCAUUUGAGAGAGAG